Molecule: messenger RNA, 408 nt
Organism: Triticum turgidum subsp. durum (durum wheat)
Lineage: Eukaryota; Viridiplantae; Streptophyta; Magnoliopsida; Poales; Poaceae
Source: the annotation of a GenBank genome assembly
AUGCUGAUCUUCUUCUACUUGCAGGGCUACGACUAUAGCUCCGGCGUGUGGCAGUUCGAGGGCUACGGGUACGUCCCCUCCGGCACGACGGGGGUGUGUAUCAUGCAGGUGUUCGGCGCCAGCGACGGGGCCAGCACGUUCAUGCUGCGCGUCUACGAUGGUGCGCUGCGCUACUACGACCGGCAGCUAGUCGAGGACAACAUCUAUGACAGGUGGUUCCGGCUGAACGUGGUCCACGAUGUCAAGGCGUCGACACUCACCGUGUACAUCGACGGCGAGCAGAAGCUGCGUGUGCACGGCCGCGGCGGCCACUCGUACUUCUUCAAGUUCGGCGUGUACGCGCAGAACCACGACUCCAGCCGCAUGGAGUCUCGCUGGAAGCAAGUGAGGAUCCUCAAGAAACAUUAG